Molecule: messenger RNA, 2652 nt
Organism: Camellia sinensis
Lineage: Eukaryota; Viridiplantae; Streptophyta; Magnoliopsida; Ericales; Theaceae
Product: scarecrow-like protein 33
Source: RefSeq, a predicted model, not a curated record
CAACUUAUAAAACUAAGACUUGGUCACUGCUCUGCUCUGUCCAUUCUCAGUCAGACCUACUCUUCACUCUCUCUUUUUCUUCUUAUUCUUAUUCUUUAAUUUCAUUGCUACCCAGUUCGUUUAAAUCUUGUAUCUGUUAAUUUUCACUUCCUAUUAAGCUUAUUCUUCAUAUUUCACUAGUACCCAGUUUGUAUAAAUUCUGUAUCCUCUCUCAAUUUUCAGUUCUAAUCAUUUCAUUUGUUCAUAUGUAAGUAAAUGGUUUCCUGGAUUUGAAACUUAUGUUGUUUAUUCAUUAAAUUCUCAAACCUUGUUGUUUUCUUGGAAGAAAUUCAUUAAUUGUAGAGUUUAUGGAAACCUUAAUCCGAGGAUACAAACAUUCAGGUUCAAUGAACGGUUUCAAAUUCAACCACAAUACAAUCUCAUCAUUUUCACAAAGAAAUUUUGUGAAUCAUGAGUUUGGUAUCAUUCCAAAUGUUCCAAAUCCUAGCAAUAUAGCUCAAUCCUCCGAUCCGGAUUCUCCGGAAGAUGAAAAUACAAUUCUCAAGUACAUAAGCCAGAUGCUUAUGGAAGAAGAGGAUUUGGAGCACAAGCCUUGCAUGUUUCAAGACUGUAUGGCUCUCCAAGCUGCUGAGAAAUCUUUCUAUGAUGUUCUCGGAGAGAAAUACCCUCCUUCUUCGAUCGAAAAUCAACACCCUUUGUCUCUCCUUAAUCAAAAUCCAGAUAGCCCAAUAGAUAAUUUCACUGGAAAUUGCAGUAGUCAGAGCUGUAACAGCUCUGUUACUGUUGACAACUUCAUCGAGUCUGCCUGGUUUCGCGAUCGCGACAAAUUUGAACGCUCUUUUACGCAGUCUUCUCAUGGUGAUUACAACUUUGAUUCAGUUUUGCAGUCAUUUGACUCAUCAAACAGCUUCUUUAACCAGUUUUUCCAAUACAAAGAUCAUGGAAACAACGAUGAAAAUUCAAGGGUAGUGGUGGAUACUGAGAAGAAUGGAAGAGGCAAUUCGCCGAAUGGGUCGAGGGGAAAGAAAAAUCACGAUAGAGAGGAGAGUGAUUGUGUGGAAAGUGGGCGGAGUAACAAGCAGUUGGCUGCAAGUUCUAUGGAUGAGUCUGAUGAGGAACCGGAGAUGUACGAUAAGGUGUUGCUUUGUCCAGGUUUGAAUCCUCAUUUGCACGAGGACUCCGCGUCGUGUGUUGAUGAUAAUUAUGUUGAUCAUAAUGUUGUUGCCAGAGGGAAGCUACCUAGAGGAUCAAAUGGAGGAGGAAGGCCGCGUGGUAAGAGACAAGGCGGUAGCAAGAAAGAAGUUGUGGAUUUGAUGAGUCUGUUAACUCAAUGCGCGCAAGCUAUCGCGAGCAGCGACAGCAGAACCGCAAAUGAACUUCUGAAUCGGAUUAGGCAGUAUGCUUCUGCUUACGGUGACGGUACUGAGAGGUUGGCUUAUUACUUUGCUAAAGCGCUGGAGGCGCGCUUGGCUGGUGCUGGAACAAUGUUGUACACAGCUUUUGUUUCAACCGGGAUAUCAGCUGCCGAUAUCUUGAAAGGUUACCAAGUUUAUAUCAAAGCAUGCCCUUUCAAGAAAUUGUCCAACUCCUAUGCAAACCGAUCAAUUAUGAAACUAUCAAAGAAAGCAACGAGGCUUCACAUAAUCGAUUUUGGUAUUUUGUAUGGGUUCCAAUGGCCCUGCCUGAUCCAACGCCUCUCCAUGAGGGAAGGUGGGCCUCCUAAACUUCACAUCACUGGAAUCGAGCUUCCCCAACCUGGUUUCCGGCCAGCAGAAAGGGUCGAGGAGACGGGGCGUCGGCUAGCAAAGGAUUGCAAGCGAUUUAAUGUCCCGUUUGAGUUCAAUGCCAUAGCAAAGAAAUGGGAUACCAUUCAACUUGAGGAUAUCAAGAUUGAAGCGGAUGAGGUACUUGUUGUGAAUUGCUUGUACCGGCUAAAAAACGUUCCUGAUGACACGGUAGCAGUGAGUAGUCCACGAGACAUGGUUCUAAACUUAAUCAAGAGGAUUAAUCCAGAUUUGUUUGUCCAUGGAGUUCUCAACGGGAUGUUUAACGCGCCCUUUUUUGCCACUCGGUUCAGGGAAGCGCUCUUCCACUUCUCGGCGCUGUUUGAUAUGUAUGACGCUAAUGUACCGCGUGAAGAUCAUUAUAGGAUGUUGUUUGAGAAAGAGACCUAUGGAAGGGAUGUAAUGAAUGUGAUAGCGUGUGAGGGUACUGAAAGAGUUGAGAGACCGGAAACAUACAAGCAAUGGCAAGUUAGGAAUAUAAGGGCUGGGUUCAGGCAGCUACCGCUUGACAAGGAGAUCGUGGGGGAGGUGAGGAGGAAGGUGAGGCAGGGUUACAACAAGGAUUUCGUGGUGGACGAGGACAGUAACUGGAUGCUGCAGGGUUGGAAGGGGCGAAUCAUCUAUGCCAUCUCGUGUUGGAAGCCUGUGAAAGAGUACUAAAAAUUGAUUUUGUUGAUGAAUGGAGGCAAUAUGUAUGUACCUUCCAAGGUGUUUUUGGUUGAUUUUCAAUGUAGCAUUUUUACUUUUGAUGCCAGGAAGGUUUCUUUUGCAACCACUUCAUGUGGUUUUGAUGUACUGUUGUAAAAUUCUUUAGUUCAUUUUGAGUUUUUUAAUAUGAAUAAUUCAGUGGUUUACAAUCUUUGUUUGA